Molecule: messenger RNA, 489 nt
Organism: Rotaria socialis
Lineage: Eukaryota; Metazoa; Rotifera; Eurotatoria; Philodinida; Philodinidae
Source: the annotation of a GenBank genome assembly
AUGUUUGCCGGUAAACUCUGUCAUCCAUUGCAAAGUGCAUUGAUUCAAAUUCGUUCAACCUCAACAAAAUUCGGUCCUGUAUGUAAUUUAAUUAAAGAAACAAUCGAAAAAUCUUAUUUAAAACCAUAUCAUGUUGAACUGAUCAAUGAAAGUUAUAAACAUAACGGUUUUAAACCUGGAAAAGAAACUCAUUUACAAUUAACAGUUAUAACACAUGCAUUUGAAGCCAUGCCAAUGCUUGAACGACAUCGACGUUUAAAUGAUCUUGUUAAAGAUAUUGUUAAAGAACAUCAAAUUCAUGCAUUAAGUCUAUAUACACCGAAUCCAACAUUAUGGUAUGAUAGUUUUCGUCGUGGACUUAAGCAGGACGAACAAUAUCGCACACCACCAUGUCUCGGUGGUCGAAUUAAAGAAUUAAGUCAAGAAACAGACCAAAUUAUACAAGAAAAAUCUACUCAAAAUCAAACUAAAUCGAAUGAAACUGUAUAG